AAAGUUUCUUGUCCCACUUGAAGACAAACUUACAAACAAUCAGCUUCUCUUCUUGACAUGUGAAGUCUCAAGGCUCACUCUACACUAACUUAUCUAUAAUUAAUUGUUAUUAUUAUUAUGUCCCCCACACCUUUCCUCUCACCUUUAUGAAUUUUUUAUCACACCAUAAAAUAAAUUUAAGGGUUUACACUUCACUCUGACUCUCAGAAUUUAAAACCUUCUCAUCAGAGUAGGCAAUAAUUCCCUCCCUUGUGUGUCCUCUGCUCACUCUCUAAAAUCAAACUGAACCACAAGCAGAAGCAUAAAACCCUAGUGGGUGUCUUGCUUUGUGUACAAUUUCUUCAUUUCUCUCUAUCUUUCUCACUUCUCAACUAAAAUGGGUUCAAGAAAUUUGGCUGUGGCAAUUGGGUUUGGGUUUUUGCUACUUGGAUUUGCAGUCUCAGACACACAGCAAGAUAAAACAGAAUGUGCAAGCCAACUUGUGGGUCUGUCGACUUGUCUUCCUUAUGUUGGUGGAACUGCUAAAGCUCCAACCUUGGAUUGCUGCGCUGGGCUUAAGCAAGUGCUAGAGAAAAGCAGAAAAUGCCUUUGUCUUCUAAUUAAAGAUCGUGAUGAUCCAACUAUUGGUGUCAAAAUCAAUGCUACUCUUGCUGCUACUCUUCCUAGUGCCUGUAACGCCCCUGCUAAUGUCACACAAUGCAUCGAUAUUCUGCACUUGUCUCCAAACUCGCCAGAUGCCAAGAUAUUUGCAGGAUUUGCCAACAUCACCAAAGGAAGCAACAGUACUGUUGCAAGUGGGAAUUCUACUGGAAGUGGAUCAAGUGCAGAGGAGAAAAGCGGUAGAGGAAUGGGAAAGAGAUCUAGAUGGGUUGGAGUUGAGAUGAUUUGUGGGGUUUUGCUAUGGGCUUUGACAGCUUUUGGCAUCUGAUGAUAUGAUGAAUAGAAGUGAGAUUAUCUAUGCUUAUGUUUUACAGAAUUUGUAGCUUUUAAUCUGUUAGUACUAUUUUUAUCCUCUAAUCUGUUCCUUUCCUUCUAGGUUGUUCUGUGUGA
Molecule: messenger RNA, 1050 nt
Organism: Hevea brasiliensis (rubber tree)
Lineage: Eukaryota; Viridiplantae; Streptophyta; Magnoliopsida; Malpighiales; Euphorbiaceae
Product: non-specific lipid transfer protein GPI-anchored 6
Exons: 3
Coding region: 377-928 (183 amino acids)
Biological process (GO): lipid transport
Molecular function (GO): lipid binding
Source: RefSeq, a predicted model, not a curated record